Fimicolochytrium jonesii is the source of this 699-nucleotide messenger RNA. RefSeq lists its product as uncharacterized. The record is from RefSeq and is a predicted model, not a curated record. The annotation marks the transcript as partial. The transcript is spliced from 2 exons. Lineage: Eukaryota; Fungi; Chytridiomycota; Chytridiomycetes; Spizellomycetales; Powellomycetaceae.
GGUUCGCAUUCCCGAAGCUCAGACUUUCCGUGGGCCUCAAAUCGUCACUCGGUCGGGAGCGUACCAACUUGCCACCAUGGCAUCAGGGUUCAUCGUCAACAAAGGUCUUACGUUCGUGUUGGUGCUAGGCGGAAUGUACGCAGGUAGCAACGCCAUUCAACGACUCAUGAAGCCUGAUAUGGUGAGUUUGCUCCCCCUCUGUGGACGCGAAAUUUUCUGGACUUGGCUCAACCUGGACUUGGCUCACCCGGCUCCUGCACUUCAGUCGAUACCUGACCUCCUGGCAGACCCGGCUCUGGACCCAAAGGCAAAGAAGCAGGAGGCGGAGGCGCACGCGCGGACAAAGCCUGCUUCGCAAUUGAGAUGAGGGAACAUUUAAGGUCGCUGGGGCACCACGUCUGUUGAAGACAUGAUAGCUUACAAGACACCGUCGUCAGAGGACGGAGUCAAAUGUAGGCCGGGGCAGACGGGAAGGGCACAUCGCACGGCUUUUUGCCCUCUGCACAUGUGCAUACAGAGAGGCUAUGUUAGUAUAUAUAGCACAUCUAGUCAGUUCCUACGGACUUACGAGGGUUCUGUCCUCCAACAUGCCUGGAUGUGUCCAAGAAACAAGAGCACAAGGUUAAGGCAGGUUAAGGCACCACUAUCUUGUACGCCAGUAUACGUUACCCACUACAUACAUCAAAUGUGGCUUACAUG